Molecule: messenger RNA, 375 nt
Organism: Dovyalis caffra
Lineage: Eukaryota; Viridiplantae; Streptophyta; Magnoliopsida; Malpighiales; Salicaceae
Source: the annotation of a GenBank genome assembly
AUGUUUGCUGUGCAAUCCUGGUCUGCGAUGAACUGGCCGUCUGAGAACAGAACGGCUGAUGGGUCGAUAGUACAAAUGGUCCAGUCCGUGUCUGGGGUUGAAAACAUUGGUCAGAAUAUUUAUUGCUAUACAGUUAAACCCCCAUUUUAUCUUGUAGAUAAAACUUACCAAUCAUAUAGUUCCAGGUUUUCCUGGACAUCCAGUUGCACUUACAACUUACAAGACCCUCUAUUGGAGAAAUGGGAGGAUCAGCCACCACUCUUGGAUUUUAAAAUCAUGCUCAUCCAACUUUCCUCCUUGCUGGUUCCCUCUCACUUCACAUAUGUCAUAAUUCUACGCUCAUGGCUUAUGAUUGGUAGUGUUAUUGCGGUGUGA